UUGAAAAUGUCCCUGGCAACGAGUUGCUUGAAAUAUUGCUGGAAAGAUUUGUCUGAAAGUUGGCUGGUUUUACAAGGGAAUCGGAAAGACUGCCAUCUUUGAACCCAGGACCUGUGGGCCAUCUGUAAUCCUGUUUAAGAGUUGGCGGUUGGUUCCCACACUGAAAAAAACAGUCCCCUAGCAUCCUGUCUACACCACACACCAACUGCAGAUGACUGUGAAGGGGUGUCUAUCUGUAGAGUGAGUGUUGGUUGGCAGGUGAUCACAGACACUGAGGGAGUCAUGGAGAAUGAACAUGUGCCCCCUACCUCAGGCUCCAGCAGCAGCAGCAGCAGCACCACCACCACCACUACCACUAGCAGCAGUGUUACCAGCAGCAGCUCCAGCAGCGGGAGGCAGCCAAUGCCUCAGAUAUCUGUAUACAGCGGGAUCCCAGACAGACAGACAGUCCAGGUGAUCCAGCAGGCCCUGCAUCGGCAGCCCAACACCGCGGCACAGUACCUGCAGCAGAUGUACGCCGCCCAGCAGCAGCAUCUCAUGCUGCAGACUGCUGCCCUCCAGCAGCAGCACCUGAGCAGCGCGCAGCUCCAGAGCCUGGCAGCCGUGCAGCAGGCCAGCCUUGCUGCUAGCAGACAGGGCUCCAACCAGAAUGGGAGUGCUUCCCAGCAAACCGGAUCAUCACAGACUACUCUUAACCUAGCCACCUCCCCGGCUGCAGCCCAGCUGAUCAGCCGCGCACAGAGUGUGAACUCUGCUGCCUCUGGGAUCGCACAGCAGGCUGUCCUCCUCGGAAACAGCUCCACCACUGGCCUCACCGCCAGUCAGGCACAAAUGUACCUGCGCGCACAGAUGGCACAGCAGAGUAACCUUGUGCAAGUAGCUAGGAGCCUAGGCCGUGCUGUCCCUUUGUCCCCUCAGCUCAUUUUCACUCCAACCGCUACAGUCACUGCCGUCCAGCAAGAGGUCUCCAAUCACUCUACUGGCCAACAAACAGCCUCUUCCCAGUCCUACAAUCCUUUCUUUCAGGUCCAGAACCUGGCUCUCCGCAGCCAGCAGGGCCCGGCUUCAGCCUCCCCUUCCCAGUCUCAGCUCCAGAGCCUGGGCCUCAAACCGACCCCCGGCAGCCAGGCUGCUCCACCCUCUGGCUCUGCUGCCUCCCAGCCCAAAGCUUUAGGGCAGGGGACCUUGACUCUGGUGGGGAAGGGAGCCUCAUGUGAAGUCUCAUCGGAGGGAGGGAAGAAAGGAGAGAACCCGGCCAGCCUGGAGACUCGUGUGGUGACCGUGAGCAGGAAUGUGACGCCCGUGUGCAGCCACCCCCUCAUCACUCCAGCUUACACACAGAUCCAGCCCCACCAGCUGAUUCAACAGCAGCACCUCCAGCAGCAGCACAAGCAGGUCCAGCAGCAGCAGUUUGUGAUCCAGCCGCAGCAGCAGCAGCCACAACUGAACGUCCCUCAGAGGUCCCAGCCUCACCUCCUCCACUCUGCCUCCAUCCAGCCACAGCCAGUCCAGACCCUCACUAUCCAGCCCACAGUGCAGCCCCAGACCCAGCAAUGUACCAUCCCAGUCCUGCCCAAACAGCACAUCACACCUAGUCCCCAGGCCACCAUCUUCCACUCCACGCUGGGCCCCCAGACCGUCACCCACAAUGGGCAGCCCUCAGCCCUGAACCAGGCCCAGCAGAGCGCCCAGCCUGUGCAGGUGGCAGCCGUCAAUCUGCAGAUCCAGCCUGCGCCCUCCACGCCCCCAAAACUGGUCCAUGACGGUGUGAGUAAAGAGAAGGUGACCCCCGUGACGGCCAGGGAGCCAAUCAGAACCAGCAGCGUCCAGCAGCCCUUCUCCACACCUUCACCUACCACAGCCACAACAGAGCCACACAAACCAGAUGCCAGCAAGCCAGCCGCGCAAGGUAAAGCUCAGGAGAGAGGAGUGCAUGUGAAGGCAGGGGGCGCCUCUGCUCCAGCCAUGACCUCGGGGAACGGGAACAGCACUUCCACAGUCACAGGGAGCGCGCCACAGAACGGGGAGAACAAGCCUCCCCAGGCCAUCGUCAAACCCCAGAUCCUCACACACGUCAUCGAGGGCUUCGUCAUCCAGGAGGGGGCUGAGCCUUUCCCUGUGGUUCGCCCCCCGCAGCUCAUCGAGAACCUGAAGAAACAGAAGCAGCAGCUCCAGUCGGACCAAGAGAAGACCCCUCACAGCAACCCUCCCAAUACCACAGACUCUGAAAUGGAGGAUCUUACACAACAAGAUUUAAAAGAUCAGGAGGAAGAGGAAGAGGAGGAUGCCCCAAAGCUGAAGUGUGAGCUCUGUGGCCGAGUUGACUUUGCUUACAAAUUCAAAAGGUCCAAAAGGUUUUGUUCUAUGGCCUGUGCAAAGAGGUACAACGUCGGCUGCACAAAACGAGUGGGCCUGUUCCAUCCGGACAGGAGUAAAAGCACACCAAAAUCAGACGGUCCCAAACACAGGCGCAGGAGGUCACGCAAGAGCAGUCUGCAGCAUCUGAACCAGGAGACGCAGAAGCAGCAGCCUGCCACACUGCAAUCCCUGGGCGGGCCAGUCUCCUCUCCGCUCCCUUCAAACCCCAGCCAGGAGUCCAGCCCGGGCUCGGAUAUCUCUAGCUAUGAGGAGCCCCCCUCUCCACUGUCUGCCGCCAGCUCUGGGGCUGCUCCUGGGAGACAGGGUCCCGCAGGGAGAGAGCUGCCCCUCCUCACACAGCACUUCCUUCCCAGUGACCCCACCAAGUGGAACGUGGAAGAAGUGUACGAGUUCAUCCGCUCCCUACCCGGCUGCCAGGAGAUCGCAGAUGAGUUUCGUUCCCAGGAGAUUGACGGGCAGGCCAUGCUGCUGUUAAAGGAGGACCACCUCAUGAGCGCCAUGAACAUCAAACUGGGGCCUGCCCUGAAGAUCUACGCCCGCAUCUGCCUGCUGAAGGAUUCCUAGCCCAUCUCCCCUCGGGGGCCCGCCCCUCAUGCAAACCAACCCCAGCACUGCGGCACCGCCGGCCGUCUCGACACGAGCAAACCACGGGGACACAUCAAUGCCACGGGUAUGCUGCUACACUGUAUGUGCGACACGGACAGCUUUUAUUUUGAUGGUAUUUCAGAGCCUUCAGCAUGCUUACAGAGCAAGCACCCCCAUCAAUGAUCAAAGCAAGGGCUAACUUGUGUCUAAUACACACGUGACAUUAAAGGACACAAACAUGUCCACUGAAGUUCAAGCCGGGGGGGGGGGGGGAGAGAGAGAGAGAGAGAACUGUUGAGAAAUGUUUUUGAUUAUUUGUGAUUUCUACCCAUUAGAAAUGGUUGUUGUGGUGUUUUGAUUCUGACUUCCAGAAUGCUAAUGGUUUAUACAGUAUGAUGGUGAUUUUUUUUUUUUUAACUUUUAUUUUGUUGUUGUUAUUUAACAAACAGUUCCUACAGGUGAGGGAUAGUUAUACGCAGGUAAUAUGUGCUCAUUGGCAGUGUCCUGUAUAAAAGGAUUUUCACUUGAGAGGUUGGAGUAGUUGUGUGUGGUUGACCCUGCCCUUCUUAUCCUCCCCUUGCCCAGAUCCCUUGUCUACACUCAGGGUUUCCAGUGACAUUUCUUACAGUAAGAAUUCAACUGUGUAAAGCCACCCCCUCUUUUGGGUUAAUUUCUUUGAAAUUCACAGUAGUGUGCUGUUUUAUGUCCACUUGGGUUUCAGCUGUAAGAAAUGUCUCCAGCAUGGUGCUGGCUUGUGUUAACUAUUUUCAGACAACCCUCCUUAAGAGAUCAGCUCUACCACGUGGACACUAAAAACGAGAAGCAAGUAGACUCUAGUUUAGGUAGGACCAGCCCGCCUGCUUUGUUUUUUGUUUUCUCCCACAGUGCUGCAGAAUUGUUCGUAUGUAUUAUUAUUUUUCCAUUAGUAGUGCGAUCUCCCUUUUUAAAAAUGUAAUAAAGUACUGCUGCUUUCCAAAGAUGACUCGGAAAACAUUCCACCCUUUUUCAUCUAAAUAAAGUUCAGUAAGUUUUAGGUCUGUAUUUUGUAAUUAUGGGGGCAUUCCAACUCAGGAGCACAAACAUGGCUUGUGCCUCCUGAAGACAACGACUUUGACAUCAUCGUCCUGGACUCGCUCGGUUUACUUCCUUGCCAACUCUCGCCCAAAAAACCUUUUUAAUUGAAGGAGCCCAUCAUAUCGUCACCCCUGGUAAGCUAAAACAACAUACCAAAGGUUUGCCCCUGGUCUGUUGCUCCUUACCUUAAAUAAUACAAUGUUAUGAAUUACUGGUAACAUUUAUGGUGUUCACUGCUUUAUAAUAGAUAAAUGUUUACAUUAAAUAAAGAUUUUUGUUGUGCUUUUGCACGUGGCUUCAACAACAGAAACCCAACCCAUGUUUUUAGUUUAGAUUUCAUACAAUUUAAAAUAGUGCAAAAUUGAUUAUACAUUUAAACCUGCAAAAUAAACAAACUUGAAUGUUUAAGUAAUAAUACAAAUUAACCUAAACACCACCAGUAUAUGUAUUAAACCCAAUUAUAAUCAGCAAUAAUUAAUUUCCUGAAAGCUUACCUAUUUUAAAUAGGCAUGGAACUACAACUCGUACCUUUUUGAAGAGUAAUUGGCAGUAAACAAAUCUCACUUUCCAAACAAUAUAAAGCAGAAAUAAAAGCACUGUUCAUCUGAGCAUUUUAAGCUGGGACCUUCUGUGAAUGAGGCUGGGUCUCGUUUCACAAACCCCUUCGCGGGAGCAGUCUGCUAAACACAUUAAUGCUACAGAAAUGCUCAUCUUUUAAAUAUUUAGACUGGUUGAUUUCUGUAACAAAGCAGUUGUGUCUUUACACUUUGUACCAGGAAACAGGUUGAAAGAAGACAGGCAAGAUACUGUUUUUUUUGCUAAGCAGGCUGCAAAGUGCUUUGUGAAACUGGCCCCUGGUUACCAUUGAGUGCUGGUGUCAUCCCCAGAAGGGUGGAUUGUGGGAUGUGAUUCUGGAGCAGGCAGGCAAGCAGGGGUUAUAUGGUGCUGUUUUACAUUAGUAAAUUGUUUAAAAGUUUGUAGUUAGCAAUAUGCAGGGCGGGGAUAAUUUGUUGCUUCUUCAAAAUAAUUGCUUGUUUAAAAGUUUGUAUUUAUAAAAAUGACUUUUUAAUAUAAAAAAUAACAUGUUUUUA
This is a messenger RNA of Polyodon spathula (Mississippi paddlefish), 5129 nucleotides long. RefSeq names its product polyhomeotic-like protein 2. Gene Ontology annotation, cellular component: PRC1 complex; nucleus. Bases 283 to 2943 code for a protein of 886 amino acids. The transcript is spliced from 15 exons. The record is from RefSeq and is a predicted model, not a curated record. Lineage: Eukaryota; Metazoa; Chordata; Actinopteri; Acipenseriformes; Polyodontidae. Gene Ontology annotation, molecular function: zinc ion binding; protein binding.